GCGGGACUCACCGGCUACAGCGUCGUCUUUUGAUGACGUAAGGAAGAAGCGCCACACUCGCGUGCUAUCAGGCUUUUUACACUAUGGCAACAGUUCAUGUUAGCGAGGCUGAAAAAGUGUACAUCUUACACGGCAUACGGGAUGACCUACGAGUGGACGGAAGAAGCUGCGAGGACUACAGACACAUGGAGAUAGAGACCGACGUGGUGUCCAACACAGACGGCUCAGCUAAAGUCACACUGGGCGACACAGCGGUUCUAGUUGGGGUCAAAGCUGACAUUGGAAAACCGAGGCCCGCGGUGCCGAAUGAAGGCUACUUGGAAUUCUUUGUAGACUGUUCGGCCAAUGCAACUCCCGAGUUUGAGGGCAGAGGAGGCGACGAGCUGGGGACAGAGUUGAGUAACACCCUCUACAAAGUCUUUAACAACAAACACAGCGUGGACCUGAAGAGCCUCUGCAUCAGUGCAGGAGAGCACUGCUGGGUCCUUUAUGUGGAUGUGCUGCUCUUGCAGUGUGAUGGAAACCUGUACGACGCCAUCUCAGUAGCUAUUAAAGCGGCUCUGUUUAACACAAAAAUUCCCAAAGUGCACCUGUCCGCUGACGAGGAAGGAGGGAAGGAAAUUGAGCUGUCAGAUGACCCGUACGAUUGCGUGAGGCUAGAUGUGGAAAACGUUCCCUGUAUAGUGACGUUGUGCAAGGUGGGCCACCGGCACGUGGUGGAUGCGAAUCUGCAGGAGAAGGCCUGCUCCGUGGCGAGCCUGAUCAUCGCUGUGACACACAAGGGAACGGUCACCUGUACGAGGAAGGUGGGCAUGGGCAGCCUGGAGCCAGAGAGUAUCUUCGAAAUGACACAGGCAGGUAAACGCGUCGGGAAGGCCCUUCAUGCUCCACUCAUGAAGCUGCUGAAACAGGAGGAGAGUUUGGGAAAGAAGAGAGAGAAAGUUGGCUUUCUUGGUUAAUAUCGGCUAUUGUAGCCACAGUUUGUAUGUACGUCUAUGCAGAACUUUCUAAUUAAACUUCAAAUUUGUACGGCC
Messenger RNA from Gasterosteus aculeatus aculeatus (three-spined stickleback), 1034 nucleotides. RefSeq names its product exosome component 7 (gene exosc7). Gene Ontology annotation, molecular function: mRNA 3'-UTR AU-rich region binding. Gene Ontology annotation, biological process: nuclear mRNA surveillance; TRAMP-dependent tRNA surveillance pathway; U1 snRNA 3'-end processing. Gene Ontology annotation, cellular component: nuclear exosome (RNase complex); cytoplasmic exosome (RNase complex). The record is from RefSeq and is a predicted model, not a curated record. Lineage: Eukaryota; Metazoa; Chordata; Actinopteri; Perciformes; Gasterosteidae.